Odontomachus brunneus is the source of this 1206-nucleotide messenger RNA. Its product is annotated as dopamine N-acetyltransferase-like. The record is from RefSeq and is a predicted model, not a curated record. Bases 290 to 1084 code for a protein of 264 amino acids. The transcript has 4 exons. Gene Ontology annotation, molecular function: N-acetyltransferase activity. NCBI's taxonomy places the organism in Eukaryota, Metazoa, Arthropoda, Insecta, Hymenoptera, Formicidae.
ACCGCGAUCCUGCGUAUUCUAAAUUAUAUCUGCCUGUCCCCUGAACCUGUAAGAACGCCUAUUGCUGCUACCGAGCGUAUAUAAGACAGACGGCAUCCUAUCACAAUGCGCAGUGUUAGAUUACCACCUCGACGACAACGGUCAUCGUGUUGUCGGCUUAGCAGUAACUCGCUCCCACAGUCGGUCCCCGUAAUUCAUACACGCAUCGACAGCCAAGCCUCGUCGAUCUCGCCCGUGGUUUGAUAGUGCCGAGAAAGUGCAAAGUUCGCUUGGACACUUGUCGUUCGUCAUGCAGAACAUACGCGCCUCAAAUCUGCUCGGUGCGACGCGCAUCGACACCGAGAAGUCCACCACCGCCACCAAUUUCGUCAAGGAUGCACCGAAGAUCACGAGAUACACGUUGGCCGACUCGGCCGACGAGACGAACAGCAGCAUGGAUUAUCACAUCGAGAUAAUCAACAAGGAUGACAAAUUGAAAGUGCUGAAGUUCCUGAGGAGGUUCUUCUUCAGAGACGAGCCGCUCAAUCAGUGUAUCCAAUUGAUCCCGGAAGGUGAAGAUAGUACCUGCAUCGAACUGGAGGACUAUUGCAGCACUGCAUCACUCGAAAAUGGCUUUAGUCUGAUGGCAGUUUCCGCGAGUGGCGCGAUUGUGGGAGUUAUGCUCAAUGGCAAAAUGGAUCCCCCAUCAAACGAAGAACCAGAAUACAUAUCGUCAUGCACAAAUCCGAAAUUCAAGAAAAUAUUACGGUUAUUGCACUACGUAGAUAAAAAAGUGAACGUAGGCGGACAAUUUCGAGAUUUGAACAUUAUGGAGAUUAGAAUAAUCUCGGUAGACACAAAUUGGAGGGGACAGGGAAUCGCGAAGGCCCUCGUAGAAAAGAGUGUGGAGAUUGCGAAGGAACAAGGGUUCCAUUACGCGAGGGCGGACUGCACGUCCUUGUUCUCUGCCAAGCUCUGCGCACGAAUUGGCUUUGAUGCGGUGUACAAACUCGAUUACAAUGAUUACGUGGAUGAAGAUGGAAAGCCAGUCUUUUCACCUGCAUUACCUCACACAUCGGUGAUGUCAUAUAUGAAGAAAUUAUGAGAACCACAUUCAAAAAAAAUUAUUUCUGAAAUGGAGUACACGACAUAAAAUAUUUGUUUCAAGAAACAAUAGUUGUGUUAUAGACUUACAGUUGAUACGAUAGUAAAAUUUUUUAAACAUGA